Molecule: messenger RNA, 1188 nt
Organism: Thrips palmi
Lineage: Eukaryota; Metazoa; Arthropoda; Insecta; Thysanoptera; Thripidae
Product: peroxiredoxin-6-like
Exons: 3
Coding region: 193-855 (220 amino acids)
Biological process (GO): cell redox homeostasis; cellular oxidant detoxification
Cellular component (GO): cytosol; mitochondrion
Molecular function (GO): peroxiredoxin activity
Source: RefSeq, a predicted model, not a curated record
CUAGUGUGGCGUGCCGCUGGAGUGCGAGAGAGACAGAACGACCGAAACGCCGCCGCAUCCCGUCGCCGUGCCGAACGACGCGCGUCCAGGAGUCAAGUCGAUAAAUAGCAGUGUGGGGCCGUGCGCGUUUCAGUCGCCGACCGAGCGCCUCCGACAACAGACUCCACGCCGCUAGAGCACUCCGCAGCCACCAUGAGGAUCGGACAGGUCAUCCCCAACUUCCAGGCGGAGUCCACGCAGGGCCCCAUCGACUUCUACGACUUCCAGGGCGACUCGUGGGUGGUCCUGUUCUCGCACCCCGCCGACUUCACGCCCGUGUGCACCACGGAGCUGGGCCGCAUCGCCGUGCACGCGCCGCACUUCGAGAAGCGGGGCGUCAAGCUGCUGGCGCACUCGUGCGACAAGCUCAAGUCCCACCAGGACUGGGUGGACGACAUCAAGUCCUACUGCCGCGACAUCCCCGGCGACUUCCCCUACCCCAUCAUCGGCGACGAGACCCGCGAGCUGGCCGUGCAGCUGGACAUGAUCGACGAGGACCAGAAGGACAACCCCGAGACGGCCAUGACCGUGCGCGCGCUCUACAUCAUCGCCCCGGACCACAAGCUCAGGCUGUCCAUGCACUACCCGACCUCCACCGGCAGGAACGUUGACGAAAUCCUGCGGUGCAUCGACUCCCUGCAGCUGGCCACGCGCCUGCCCUACGUCGCCACGCCCGCCAACUGGGUCCCCGGCGAGAAGGUCAUGAUCCUGCCCAGCGUCAAGGACGAGGACCUGCCCAAGCUGUUCCCCAAGGGCGUGGACAAGGUGUCGAUGCCUUCCGGCGAGAACUACGUUAGGACGACCACGGACUACUAAUCAAGCCCGGCCACAUCUUCGCUUUGCGGCACGACGCGCGCGUGUAUGUGAAUGUGUGUGUGUGUGCCUGUGUGCGUGACCAUUGCCAUGAGCUAUACUUGUAGUUGUGGGCUCCAAGGAAUGCCGACGAAGUCCGUGUGUGUUGACGUCCUGACGGGACGGCCUGACGGGACAGGCCGGUCGGAGGCGCCUGGAGCAGCCUUGUCCAAAAUCGAAGCCUGUUGGCACUGACCGACUUGCUGCGGGCAUUCCCCCGCAUUUCCCCGCAGAGAUUAUGAGAUUGUGUGCGCGCGCGAGUGUGUAUGUGUGAGUGAGAGAGUGUGUAUGUGUGUG